CCAAAACAGGGCAUCAGCAGGCAGCCAGCUCACCUCUCGCCAAUCAUCACUGGUGAACGUGUUCAUUUCAGGUGGAGGCAGGGCGGCAAUUUGCUAUUCCGUGGUGUCUAUGUCCCACCAUGGUAGUCUGCCUGCCCCAGACCUGCCCCUUCACCCGCCCCCCUUCAUAGCCACCUCCUCCCGCCCCCCUCACCCACCCCCCUUCAUCACCAAGCGCUCGCGCGACGCCGGCCGGCCAGGCUACAUCGCUCUCUGCUCGCCCAAUGGGCUCAGCAGCUGGCAGGACUGGCGCACCAAGCACGAGGAGCAGGGCAGGAGCGACAUCGCCAAUGACAACUUCUCCUUCCGCAGGGCGCAGCCCAACAGCGACUACUAUAGUGAGGAGGAGAACUGCUGGAUCUUCCAGACCCGCCGAUCCAACCAGUAUUGCAGCCUGCGGUGCCGCGUCCGCCUCCACGCCAAUUUUCCCUUCUUGGUAUGGACGUGCGGCGAGUGCCAUCUGUGCCGCGGGGGCGGGGGGGAGCGCCUCUCGUGCAACAGACGGAGGCUGUUCGGCAACGCCCUGAUGGACGACAACGCGGCGGCGAGGGCGCAGCGGAUUGUGUGUCUGUGUGGGCGGAUCUAUGACAGCAGCAAGUUCUACAAGGAGCACAUGAGCCUGUGGCACGACCCUGGGAUGAUCGCCACCAAGGGGCCCGACCAUAUGCUCGCCGGACUCGGUGAGACGGGCGGCACACAGGCACACGCACACAUACGCAGAGAGGGAGGGAAUAUUAGUUUCAGCGUGUGCAUGUGCCGUAUUGGUGUUGAUCACCGACAGAGAUCCUGAAGACCUAUGACAGCACCAGGGGCAGCGGCAAGCAGUACCUGGAGCUAUUCGAGAUCAAAGACGUCAGUCACCCUGGUCAGACACACAGUUCUCUGUGCUGUGCGGCACCCAUCUUGCUUGCCUACAUAAAUGGUGCGUUGUGUUCUUGUGUAUCAGACUACAACACCAAAUUGCACGCGAGCGACAUCAUUGGCUUUUUCGAGGACCGGGGACUCACUCCCGAUGUGCGCCGGAAACACACGCAGCAAACCACACUCAGCACAGCACAGCAGAGAUACGCUCUCACGCACUCUGUCUCUUCUUUCCCCUUCAGUCACAGAUGCAGACGACGUUGAUGUCGACGAUGCACCCCUUGCAACGGUCAGAGGCCUUCAACGCCUUCCUCCCACAGUACAAAAGCAACAACCAAGCACUAUUACGACAAGCCGCGUCCUCACGCGUCAGCAGUGGUGUCAGGGGGCCACCACAGACGGGCAACGCCUCCUCGCAGCCACCAUACCCCCACUCCCACUCGCACCAGUGCUGGUCGCAGCCCCCAUUCGCCCCUCUGCCCGCGUUGGCGCCCUCGACGCCAGACGGCCUUCACGGCAAGGACAUGAGCGAGCAGGGUGGCUCUGGGUGGUCCAGUGCUGCCGGGGGGGAGGGGGGCCGGGAAGGCGACCAGCAUGAAGGAGGGGGCGAUCAGGGGCCACUUCUUAAUGCAGCGCUGCCUCACAGCCCGGUCGGCAGGGGCGUCAAGACGGAGGCACACGCUACUGCUGCCGACGGCACCAAGGUCGGAUCAGAGAUCAGAGACAACACGGCACCCAGCACCUAUCAUGCACUGGCUCUCUGUCUGUCUGUCUGUCUGUCUGUCUGUUUGCCUGCCUGCCCUUCUAGCAGAUGGACCAGUCGUCUCCGCCGAUAUCGACAAUGUCGUCAGCCUUCACCCCGCCCCUCCAAAGGCAGCCCUACCCCUCUCACAGCCGGCCAUCCCGCCCAGGCAGCGACAGCAGCAACGUCCUUGGAUGUCCAGACAGCGAUAUGCUCGAGCCAAUGGCCAUCAUAGGCGGCGACUCGCAGACGGACUUCUUCGGCGGCGUGCGCGUCAAGGAGGAGCUGAUGGACGGCAGCGACGAUAAUGUGGUGGGCCUGGGCGGCCUUGGCGACCGUGGGUUUGGAGUGAUGAGUCCAAUGGGCGAUGCUGCCACGAGAAGAUGCUCACCCAGGGUAAGGAUUGGGAUGGUGGGAAGGAGGCAGCAAGCAGAGGUCCAUUGUGUGUGUAUGUGUGUGGUGUGAGUCAGUCGAGUUCUGCAGCCGUCAGCAGCAGCAGGAGCAGCACGACGUCGCCCGAUCCAGGGCCGGCCCUCACUUUGGUGCGGAUGCGCAAGGCCAACGGUGGCAAGGCGCUCUCCCGUUACGUCCCGAAUACCACCACCAUCGGCGACCUUACAGACGACUACAACCCAUUCAGGCCGCACGCCUGCAUUGUCAGGCCCUGCUUCGACACAACAGCCACAGCCACAGCCACAACCGCUACCGACACCAAAACCACCGCCAGCAACACAGCCAGCAGCAGCUCCGGCAGUGGGGGCGAAAACGGUGAGGGCGGCGAGAGCAGCAGUGGCAGUGGCGGGGAGCGGGGCGUGUCGGGCCCCGCCUUCGCGUCUGACCCGAACACGACGCUGCCGUGCCCCAUCGACCGCACCACCACUCUCCACCAGAUGUGUCGGCAUUACAGCCAGCCGGUGGAGGGGCCCCUGACGCUCAUAUUCGACGAAGACGACACCGAGGGCUGGUGGCAUCCUACAGUCUGGCAGGACAAGACACAAGUAGCUUCCCGUUCAUCGCUUUCAGGCUCACAUCGCAGCAAUGUCCUAAUGAAGCGUCUACUCGAAGGCCAAGUCGUCUGCCACUCUCUCUCCCCCGAUGCCUUCAGCGUGCAUCGGCACUCCAUGCGAGCCGCCCACUUCGGCGCAGCCCCAUGCAGGAGACAUGCCACUUGACGUCUCUCCUCAACCGUAACGGCGUCAAGGUCAUUCCCAAGGAGUACCUGAUGGGUACCAUGUGUGCAAGAAGAGCACAAGAGACACACGUGUGCAUGUGUGUGUUUCAGGUAAUAAGUCCAUCGUCAAGGAGACAGACACCGUCUCCAUGUACAUUACAUGCUGGAACGGCUGGUCGGAGGAUCCUGUGGCGGACGGAAGGCCACAGAUCGGGUAUAAUCGGUGGGCACUUCCCAGAAGACAGUCCAUCAUUCCAGAGGCCUCCUAAUGCCGCUUGUCUGCCUGUGAGACCUUGACUAGCUGCACGGCUAUGGAUAACGUGUGUAUGUUUGCG
Vitrella brassicaformis is the source of this 3148-nucleotide messenger RNA. The record is from the annotation of a GenBank genome assembly. NCBI's taxonomy places the organism in Eukaryota, Vitrellaceae.